This is a messenger RNA of Oxyura jamaicensis (ruddy duck), 8876 nucleotides long. RefSeq names its product ATPase plasma membrane Ca2+ transporting 4 (gene ATP2B4). The transcript has 22 exons. Gene Ontology annotation, cellular component: membrane; intracellular membrane-bounded organelle. Gene Ontology annotation, molecular function: PDZ domain binding; ATP binding; P-type calcium transporter activity. The record is from RefSeq and is a predicted model, not a curated record. NCBI's taxonomy places the organism in Eukaryota, Metazoa, Chordata, Aves, Anseriformes, Anatidae. Gene Ontology annotation, biological process: regulation of cytosolic calcium ion concentration; calcium ion transmembrane transport. Bases 309 to 4052 code for a protein of 1247 amino acids.
UGAAAGCACUAAUUAAGCAACCUAGAUCCUCCGAGAGCUCCCCCUCCAGUUGCUGUGGUAUCCAGGGAGCCUUCCUCCUGCCGCGGGAGAUGCACGCCGGGCGUUGCUAAGGUUGCCUCCGCGGUAACAUGCGCAUCCUGUUUACACCUGCAUCCGGAGGAGAAGGGCUCGGCUAGAGCCACCGCUGCACCCGGGCAGCCCCCAGGGACCCCCGCGGGGCCGCCCCCAGCUCCCUCCCCAAAAAGCCGCAGCCUCGCGGCCGGCCCCUGCGUCCCGGCGCCCCGCGGCGCCGCUGCCGCCGGGUCGAGAUGACGAACAACGUGGCCGACCACCACCCCGGGAACUCGGUCACCGAAGGCAACCAUGAGGGGGACUUUGGGUGCUCCGUGGUGGAGCUCAGGAACCUCAUGGAGCUGAGGAGCGCCGAGGCGGUCACCCGGCUGAACGAUUCCUACGGCGGCGUGCACAACGUCUGCAAGAGGCUGAAGACGUCGCCCGUCGAAGGUCUGUCCGGGAACCCGACCGACCUGGAGAAGAGGAGGCAGGUGUUCGGCCAGAACUUCAUUCCCCCCAAGAAGGCCAAGACGUUCCUGCAGUUAGUGUGGGAGGCGCUGCAGGACGUCACACUGAUCAUCUUGGAAAUAGCAGCCAUAAUCUCCCUGGGCCUGUCCUUCUACCACCCCCCGGGCGGUGACAAUGAACUGUGCGGGCAGUCCUCGGGCGGCGUGGAGGACGAGGGUGAGUCGCAGGCCGGCUGGAUCGAGGGGGCGGCCAUCUUGUUCUCGGUCAUCAUCGUGGUGCUGGUGACCGCCUUCAACGACUGGAGCAAAGAGAAGCAAUUCCGGGGCCUCCAGAGCCGCAUCGAGCAGGAGCAGAAGUUCACGGUCAUCCGCAAGGGGCAGGUGAUUCAGAUCCCCGUGGCCGAGAUCGUGGUGGGAGACAUCGCGCAGAUCAAAUACGGUGACCUCUUGCCAUCAGACGGGAUCCUGAUCCAAGGGAAUGACCUGAAAAUAGAUGAGAGCUCGCUGACCGGGGAGUCCGACCAGGUCAAGAAGUCUCUCGAUAAAGACCCCAUGCUGCUGUCAGGUACCCACGUGAUGGAGGGCUCCGGGCGGAUGGUGGUGACUGCCGUGGGGAUCAACUCCCAGACAGGAAUCAUCUUCACUCUCUUGGGGGCGGGAGAAGGAGAUGAGGAGAAGAAGGUGAAGAAAGGUAAAAAAACCGGAGCCCCUGAAAAUCGCAACAAAGCUAAAACUCAGGAUGGUGUGGCCUUAGAGAUCCAACCCCUGAAGAGCCAGGAAGGGGUGGAAAAUGAGGAGAAGGAGAAGAAGAAGGUGAAGGUGCCCAAGAAGGAGAAGUCUGUGCUGCAAGGGAAGCUGACGCGCCUGGCGGUCCAGAUUGGGAAGGCAGGGCUGAUCAUGUCGGCCAUCACGGUCAUCAUCUUGGUGCUGUACUUUGUCAUCGACACCUUCGGGGUGCAGGGCCGGCCCUGGCUGGCAGAGUGCACCCCCAUUUACAUCCAGUACUUCGUCAAGUUCUUCAUCAUCGGCGUCACCGUGUUGGUGGUGGCCGUGCCCGAGGGGCUCCCGCUGGCUGUCACCAUCUCCUUGGCCUACUCCGUGAAGAAAAUGAUGAAGGACAACAACCUGGUGAGACAUCUCGACGCGUGCGAGACCAUGGGGAACGCCACCGCCAUCUGCUCGGACAAGACGGGCACGCUCACCAUGAACCGCAUGACCGUGGUGCAGGCCUACGUGGGGGACACCCACUACCGCCAGAUCCCCGACCCCGAAGCCAUCCUGCCCAAGAUCCUGGACCUCAUCGUCAACGGUGUCGCCAUCAACUCUGCCUACACAUCCAAGAUCCUGCCACCAGAGAAGGAAGGGGGGCUACCCCGGCAAGUGGGGAACAAGACGGAGUGCGCCCUGCUGGGUUUCGUGCUGGACCUGAAGCAGGAUUACCAGGCGGUGCGCAACGAGGUGCCGGAGGAGAAGCUCUACAAGGUCUACACCUUCAACUCGGUGCGCAAGUCCAUGAGCACGGUGCUGAAGAACGGCAACGGCGGCUUCCGCAUGUACAGCAAGGGAGCCUCCGAGAUCAUCCUCCGCAAGUGCACCAAGAUCCUGGACAAGAACGGUGACCCCCGGGUGUUCAAGACGAAGGACCGGGAUGAGAUGGUGAAGAAGGUGAUCGAGCCCAUGGCGUGCCACGGGCUGCGGACCAUCUGCCUGGCCUUCCGCGACUUCCCCGCCGACGCCGAGCCCGACUGGGACAGUGAGAACGAGAUCCUGUCCGACCUGACCUGCAUCGCCGUGGUCGGGAUAGAGGACCCCGUGCGGCCAGAGGUGCCCGAUGCCAUCCUGAAGUGCCAGCGCGCGGGCAUCACCGUCCGCAUGGUGACGGGGGACAACAUCAACACCGCCCGCGCCAUCGCCACCAAGUGUGGCAUCCUGCUGCCGGGGGAGGACUUCUUGUGCCUGGAGGGGAAGGAGUUCAACCGGCUCAUCCGCAACGAGAAGGGCGAGGUGGAACAGGAGCAGCUGGACAAGAUCUGGCCCAAGCUGCGCGUGCUGGCCCGCUCCUCCCCGACGGAUAAGCACACGCUUGUCAAAGGAAUCAUCGACAGCACCGUUGGUGACCAGAGGCAGGUGGUGGCCGUCACCGGGGAUGGGACCAACGAUGGCCCGGCGCUGAAGAAAGCCGACGUUGGGUUUGCCAUGGGCAUCGCAGGCACCGACGUGGCGAAGGAGGCUUCGGACAUCAUCCUGACGGACGACAACUUCACCAGCAUCGUCAAGGCGGUGAUGUGGGGCCGCAACGUCUACGACAGCAUCUCCAAGUUCCUGCAGUUCCAGCUGACCGUCAACGUCGUGGCCGUCAUCGUGGCUUUCACAGGCGCCUGCAUCACGCAGGACUCCCCCCUGAAGGCCGUGCAGAUGCUGUGGGUGAACCUGAUCAUGGACACCUUUGCCUCCUUAGCCCUGGCCACCGAGCCCCCCUCCGAGUCGCUGCUGCUCCGCAAGCCGUACGGCCGCAACAAGCCGCUCAUCUCCCGCACCAUGAUGAAGAACAUCCUGGGGCACGCCGUCUACCAGCUCACUAUCAUUUUCACGCUGCUUUUUGUGGGGGAGAAGCUGUUUGACAUCGACAGCGGCCGCAACGCCCCGCUCCACUCGCCGCCCACCGAGCACUACACCAUCGUCUUCAACACCUUCGUCAUGAUGCAGCUCUUCAACGAGAUCAACGCGCGCAAGAUCCACGGGGAGAGGAAUGUCUUCGAGGCCAUCUAUCGCAACCCCAUCUUCUGCACGGUGGUGCUGGGGACCUUUGCAGCCCAGAUCAUCAUUGUGGAGUUCGGUGGGAAGCCCUUCAGCUGCUCUGGGCUCACCCUGAGCCAGUGGUUCUGGUGUAUUUUUAUCGGAGUGGGAGAGCUCCUCUGGGGCCAGCUGAUCUGCACCGUCCCGACCAGCCACCUGAAGUUCCUGAAGGAAGCCGGCCACGGCAUCACCAAGGAGGAGAUCCCAGAGGAGGAGCUGCCCGAGGACGUGGAUGAGAUCGACCACGCGGAGAUGGAGCUGCGGAGGGGGCAGAUCCUGUGGUUCAGGGGUCUCAACAGGAUACAGACGCAGAUGGACGUAGUUUACACAUUCCAGACCGGCGCCUCCUCUUUGCAGGGAGCCCUCAGGAGACAGCCUUCCAUCGUGAGCCAGCACCACGAUGUAAAAAAUGUUUCUAGCCCAACCCAUAUCAAAGUGGUGAAUGCGUUCCGUAGCUCCUUGUACGAAGGCCUCGAGAAACCCGAGUCCAGAAGCUCCAUCCAUAACUUCAUGACUCACCCGGAGUUCAUCCUGGAGGAAGACGAGCCUCGAACACCAUUCCUUGACAGCGCUGAAGACGACCCCGAGACCGACGGACUCAAAAAGCGAGGUGGGGAUAGCCUGGGUGGAUCGACAUCCCUCAACAGAAAUAACAAUGCAGUGGACAGCGAUCAAACCGAGGUCACCUUCCCGGAGCCCGAAAGCCCCUUACACAGCUUGGAGACAUCGGUUUGACCUUAGAACUUCGACCCCCUCCUCCUCCUCCUCCUCCUCCACCUUCGCCCCGCGCCCUGUGUGAUGUUGGCACCAGUAACUGAUCACACACUGCGGUCACUUCGUGUCAAACUGCUCAUACGUAUAUCAUUCUGGGGGGGUUUUGUUUUUGUUUCUUAAUUUUUUAACGAUUAUUUAGCUGUGGGAACCGGAGUACCACGAUGCUGGGUGUCGGGAGAGGGGCUACGCCAAAAUUUUGUGCAUCUUCAUCCCUGAUUUUCAGUGGUACUCGCCCAAGUGAAACAGCCAGGUCAUUUCCUCUCCAGGAGUUGGGCUCCAUGCGUCCGUAGGGGGGUUUUCACUUUGAGAAAAUGCAUGUUCAAAGAAAAGUUCAAAUUGUUGUAGUCUUACAUGCACGCUCCCUGCCCGAGGGCUGUGGGCUGCACUUCUGACUUUUAUUUUUCCACUUGUGGUUUUUAAGGUUUUCUUCUAAUGUUGGGGUUUGUUCUUUGCUUGUGGGAUUUGCCCCCCAGGAACUUCACAGUGGGAAGUGGGGGAGUUAGCACUGUAGUGCGACAAGUUUAAAAAAAAUAAAAUAAAAAAAAAAAGGCAAACAGCCAGGAGGAAGGUGUUUACUCGCAGGUUGAUAGAUACAGGGAUGUACACCAGUCUUCCACCUUGAAAAAAUGGUACCUAGCCUUUCCAGCUCCUCCUCUGCGUGCGCACACGUUUCUCUCUGUUUCCAAAGCAGUGACUGGUAGACAAGGAAUGGAAGUGACUCUGCUGUAACCUUGCUGGCCAUGAAAGAUUCCGAUUUUUUUGUUGUUUUUUUUUUUUUUUUUUCUACCAAGUUAGGUGCAGGUGAACUGGCAGCAUAAAGGGGGUGAGGAAGAACCGUGGUGGUGAGCAGCAGGGCUCUUUCCUGGGGAAUCCUAAGAAAUGCAUCUCUUCCGCUCGCGAACGGCUGUGAAACUUUUGGCAAGAGCCCUGUAAAGCUUUAACAGCCCCAGCUGUCAGGAGCAGAGGGUUGGAGAGGUUUUUUUUGUUUGUUUUCUCCUGUUCUGGCUUGUGUGUUCAGCUGGGCUAAAUAAUCCUUCAGCCUCGGAGUACAAGCUGCAGCUGAGUGCCGAGGAGCCCUGGAGGAUGCUCCAGCGGCGCCCACCAGCUCUACGCAUCCCUUCCCAAGCGGCAGGAGGAUGAGCAGGGGGUUAUUGUUGGUACGGCUGGGUCAAUUUAUAGCAUGGAAGGGACGAGUCAGGCUGUCUGCAUGGCCCCUGGAAGGGAGGGGGGCUCCAUGGCCAGUGGGAUGACCCAUGAUUGCCAGGGAAGGGGCUCCCUUGCGGAGGUGGCAGGCUGGCUGGCUGGCCACAGGGCUCCCAGAGGGUGCUGCACGCCUCCCUUGCUGCUUUUUUUUUUUUUUUUUGAAGAUCAUCUCUUCACCCCGCAUCCUGCCUCACCUCGGUCUCCUGUAACUGUUUCUCCCCAGGGUGAGAGCCCCGGGGUGCGGAGCAGAGGUCCCGGGGUGCUGGACAAGUCGUCUCUGACCCCACCCUCUUGCAAAGCCAAGAAGGGGCAGAGCAGGAGGCAGGAGUUUGCUUUGCUUGGGCUUAGUUUUUUGUUCUUGUUGUUAUUUUUUUUUUUUCCUCAUGGGUUCACCCCUGGUUGUUGGCUUUGGGUGGUUAGGGCUGGAAACAGCUCAGCAGCCUUCUGUCCCUUGUCCCGUUUGGCUUGGUUUGGUUGGAAGCAGAGAGAACCUGGUCAUAACCGGCUGUACGAUGUCAUCGUCUUUGCCCGGCCUCUGUCCCUGUAAGCAGAGGUGCCCACGAGAGGGGGGGCUGGCUGGUUUCUUCUUUUUCCUUUCCUUUAAGAACGCACAGCAGAAUCUCCCGUGCCUUCUCCGAGCACUGCCUGCAGCACCGCCUGCCACGCGAGGGCCCAGUACUUUGCCAAGAAAUAAGUGUUCCUUAAACGACAACAGCAAAAACCAAGUGUCUUUGUUUCGUUUCCCAGCCCAGCACCGACCCACCCGUCCCUCCCCAGUGCUGGCAAGGGGGGGGGGGGGGGGUGAAGGCUGGGCUCCAUACACUGCCAACAGCAAGGAGAAAUUGCCACCACUGCCCCUCUCAAUUGCAAAUUCAAGUGUCACCGGCCCCUGCCCGCGCAGACAAAAACCCAUCGCUGUCCUCCCCUUCCUCCUGCACGCGAGCCGAUAAAAUGCCUUGGGCAGGACACGGGGGUGCUGCUUGCCUGGGUGUGCACCAGUGGGGUGAGAGAGGGGUGGCCGUGGGGUUUGGGGACAUAGCUCAAAAGAUCACUUUUUUUCUAUUUUAAAUACUUGCAAAAAAAAAAAAAAAAAAAAAAAAAAAGAAAAAAAGAUUAAAAUAUCAUGUUCUUAAAAGCUUACAUAAAUAUUUAUUAAAUACUUGGGGAGGGGCACUGUGUUUUUUUUUUUUUUCCUUAUGAUACUUUUUUUAUUACCUCAGACCUGCUUAAAAAAAAAAAAUUUAAACCAAUGAAAAACAACAAAAAGCCAACUUUGGAGGCUCUUAAAGUCGCUCCCAGAAAUCUGUGACUGGUGGGUUGCCGCAAGGGUCUGGUUGUUCAUUAGCUGAUCUAUUUUUGUUGUUCUAGUUUCCAUGUUAGGAGGGGGAAAAUAAUUAUAUAUAAAUAUUAUGCAAAAAAAAAAAAAAAGUAUAUAUAUAGUUUUCUUUAGAUCAAAACUGAUAUUUUUACGUCAGCCAUAUGUAUUUUGUUUAAAGAAAAAAAUAAAAAAAAAUAAAAUCUCGAGUCCCGCGACGACGCGUGACGGCAGUUCAGUGACAGGUAAUAAAUUCAGUGUAUCAGCGAGCGGAUGCCAGUCAGCUUCCUUUUCUCUGAGCAGCCAUCUUUCUACUAGACGUUAGUUGGGUGAGACAAAUGUUUUUUUAUAUAAAUUAUGUUGGUAUGGCUGGUUGCUUAAAGUAAAAACGUUUAUUGUGCAUACAUCUUUUAUGUAAAGUAUUAUUUUUUUUUCCUGUUUAGUUUCAGUGAUAUACUGGCAGCAGAUGACUAUGGGGUUAAGUUAUUGAGGACAUUAUAAAAACAGUUUUGGGGGAGAUUGGUGCUCUACGUGGAGAGGCAUGGUCGGCAGCAUGAACUUCUGGGGACUCUCUGCAACAUGCCUUGAAAGAGGGGGAGAUUUUUUUUUUUAAUUUUUAUUUUUUGCUUUGUUUGAACUGCCACGAGUGUGCACGGGGGAGAGUGCCAUGCCAGCCAGGAACCGAAGUCAUACCCUGUGAUAUGUGUUAACUUGCCUUGGAAUGCUUUGUUAUUAAAACACUCUGAACAUAAUUUUGCAUCCAGUUCUUAAUAACAGUAGGGUCUCUGGUGGUGGUGGUUUUCUGUGAAAUAAAUUGGCAGGUUGGUACCAAAGACAUUACAUCACGUCCUGUGUGCGUUGCUGAACAGGCAUUUUUAGGCAUUUGCAUUCUGUGAUUAGGUUUUCUUUGAUUUGUACAGGGGUUAUACUUAAUUUUCAAAGGUUUUGUGCAAUAAGCUUAAAAUAAAAAAAAAAAAUUAAAACAAUCUCAAGAAGGAAAAAAACUAAACCACAUUUUAGCAUGGGCAGCCUUUGGCUUUCCCCAGUCAAGGAGUAGAUGUCCUGUAGUGCUGAGCCCCUUUAGAAAUGCUUCUUGUGAUGACAGGAUCUUAGGGUUAAUGGGAAAUCCCCCUCCCCAAUCCAAGAAGCACACCUCCACAAUGUUGGUGUCAGCUCCUCUUGCCCUCCAGAGCCCUUGCAUAACUGCAGGGACCUCAAAGAAUAAUCCCCGCAGGCUUCUGUACCUCUAAGGGGGAAGGAUGUUUGUACCCCCCAGUGGUUGUUCCUCACCCCUGUGUCCAGCUCCUACAGGUUCAUCAUGGAGCAUGCAACCUGUAAACUGCACUCCUGCAGCCCCCAGUCUCCCAGGCAGCGGUGCACGGUGAUGAGGGGUGAUGCUCCUCUGUUCCUGCCGCGGCCAGGGAGGUUAGGGGGCAGAGCCCCCAGGUUCUUGGCACGUAGCUAUUCCUCUCCAGCAUCUCUUUGCCAAGGCUGUCCCCUGCUAGAGGCUGGCCGGUCUCUCUGGCUUGUCUCUGAUAUCCUCCUGCUCAACAGAAAAAAAAAAAAAAAAUCGAUUUUCCUUCAAAGAAGCCCAUGGCUAAAACUGCCUUUAGUUUAUUUCCUCCCCUUAAUAUAUAUAUAUAUAUAUAUAUACAGUAUUAAACCAACAUUUGUGUGUGUAUAUAUAUUUAUCCAGUGCUCUCACAACAAAAUUUUGAUUUGAAGAGGGCACGCAGAUCUGAUUUUUUUUUUUUUUUUCCCUUCUUUCUUUUCCAGUAACUAGUAUAAUAAGCACUGGUAUUUUUGUAUAAAAACAGAAAAAUACAAAACAAAAGGCUGAAUAUUAUGUGGUAUGCAUGACAUUAAAAAAAUGGUGGUUUCAAAGCAAUAUGUACCCUGGUGUGUUUGCCAUAUCCUAGAGUCCAGCUUAAAGUGCACCUGAUCUGUAUUGCAUUUUGAUAUUAAUCUCUAUGUACAAUGUUUUGCAUGUAAUUUAUAUGGUUCUUGGGAGAAAAACAUUUUGAAUGAAUUGUCAGUUAUCUUCUUCUGAGAAAACAGGCUCCAAGCAGAGAUAAUAACCAAAUCAGAAAUGGACGAGCAGUUGAGGGGUGGGAAAGGGGGUACAUAUACAAAAAUUAAAAAAAAAAAAUAAUAAAACAUGCUGGGGGUGGGGGAGAAGGGAAAUGGUUUUGAAUCAAUAAAGCUUUGGCUGUUGAGCAGAAACAAUGCGCGAGUGCAUCCAGAGAAUAAAAUGUGCCCACAUGUAA